CCGCCCAACCCGCAACCACGACGUCUUUCCCCCACACUUUUGCUGCGCACCCGCCAUGCUAGACACGUUUGAGAUUCUGACCACGUCGGGCGUCGUCCUGUGGUCGCGCACGUAUGCCCCCGUCGGCGCAAAUGUCAUCAACAGCCUGAUUCGCGAUGUCUUCAUCGAGGAGCGCAUACAGCCACAGGCAGAGGACAGCGGCUCCAAGCCCACGUACAGGAAGGAGGGGUAUACGUUGAAGUGGACUGCUGCGAAGGAUCUGGGGCUUAUAUUUGUGGCAGUCUACCAGAGCCUCGUCCACCUCACAUGGAUAGACAAGCUGCUCGACAAUGUGCGCGCACUGUUUGUCGGCCUGUAUGGUGACCAGCUCAAGACGGAGCACAGCAGCGUCGUCAACUGCGACAAGUUCGGUUCCUACUUCGACAGGCAGAUGCACGACAUGGAGGGCCAGAGCGACUCCAAUGCGCCCAGCAUCAAGCUCACCACACCCGAGUCGAGCACCGAUAAUGAUAGUGCUGAGGAAAGUGCGCCAGUACCCGCCUUCCAGAAACCACCACAGCGCCCACUAUACGACACGAGUGCAGACUCCACACCCGUUCCCACACCAGACACAUCGAGACCCACAACGCCGGCGACACGGAGCCAGCUGCUCACAGGGAAGGCCAGGCCUGCAGGAGGCAAGAUGUCGAGGCGGGAUAAGAAGAAGGCGACCUUAAGUUCAGCACCAGUGUCUUCAGGAGACGAAGCCUCCACCAAGCGGAAGGGCAAGGGGGCAGUGAAGAGAAACAGAGUCUGGGGCGAGUUUGGCGCCGAGGAGGACGACGGCACAGUUCUCGACUACUCACAAGCGGAUGUCCGCGACGAAAACUACGAACCAGAAGCGCUGGAGGAGGUAAAGCAGGAGACGUGGGGCCGCAAGACGAACAAGGGCGAGUUCGUGCUCCGAGAUCUAGACGACGAGAUGGACGCCAUCAUCGCCGCACAGAACGCGAAGAAAGAAAAAGAAACAUCCACACCAACAGGCGGACUCGUCGGAUCAAGUCUAGGCGCGAUAGGAGGCCUCUUCCGAAACGUCGUCGGCGGCAAAACACUCACAAAAGAAGCCCUCGCCAAACCCCUCAAGGGAAUGGAAGAGCACCUCCUCCGCAAAAACGUCGCCCUCGAAGCCGCCGUCCGCCUCUGCGACAGCGUAGAACGCGAUCUAAUCGGCAUCAAAACGCCGAGUUUUACUGCAAUCGAAACCAUACUCAAAUCCUCCAUGGAAAAAGCCCUCACAAAAAUCCUCACCCCAACAACCUCCCUCGACCUCCUCCGCGAAAUCUCCCUGAAAAACUCCUCCUCUCGCCCAUACGUCCUAUCCAUAGUCGGCGUAAACGGCGUCGGCAAAUCAACAAACCUCUCGAAAAUCGCUUUCUUCCUCCUCCAAAACAAUAACCGCGUCCUCAUCGCAGCAGCAGACACCUUCCGCUCAGGCGCCGUCGAGCAACUGCGCGUCCACGUGCGGAAUCUGCAGGAGCUGACAGCCCGCCAGCCUGGGUCGCGCGUCGAUCUAUUCGAAAAAGGGUACGGGAAAGAUGCCGCGAAUAUCGCUGCCGACGCCGUCGUGCAUGCGCAGAAGCAUGGGUUCAACGUUGUGCUUAUCGACACGGCGGGCCGCCGCCAUAAUGACGCGAGACUAAUGUCCAAUCUAGAGAAAUUCGGCAAUAUGGCGAAUCCGGAUAAGAUUCUCAUGGUUGGUGAGGCGCUGGUGGGGACUGAUAGCGUUGCGCAGGCUAGAAACUUCAACGCGAGUUUUGGCCCGGGGAGGGGGCUGGAUGGGUUUGUCGUUUCCAAGUGUGAUACUGUGGGCGAUAUGGUGGGGACGCUGGUUAGUAUGGUGCAUGCUACGGGGAUUCCGGUGGUUUUUUUGGGGACGGGACAGCAUUAUAGUGAUUUGAGGACGUUGAAUGUUGGGGCUGUUACGAGGUUGCUUAUGAGUUAGUUUUUUGGGGGUUGUAUGUUUAUGUUGUAAUUUUAUGUAUCAUGGAUUGAUGAAGUG
Molecule: messenger RNA, 2038 nt
Organism: Dothidotthia symphoricarpi CBS 119687
Lineage: Eukaryota; Fungi; Ascomycota; Dothideomycetes; Pleosporales; Dothidotthiaceae
Product: P-loop containing nucleoside triphosphate hydrolase protein
Exons: 3
Coding region: 56-1981 (641 amino acids)
Biological process (GO): SRP-dependent cotranslational protein targeting to membrane
Cellular component (GO): signal recognition particle receptor complex; endoplasmic reticulum membrane
Molecular function (GO): GTP binding; ATP hydrolysis activity; GTPase activity
Source: RefSeq, a predicted model, not a curated record